AAAGGUGUUUGGAAUGAAUUUGGAACCAAAUUAACGAACGAGCUCGAAUGAAAAUAGCUUAAAAGUGCUAUUAAACGAUUUUUUUUAGCUAUUCAUGUUUUUAAAUAAGUUAAAAUGAGAGUGCUGUAUUGUUUACUUUUUGUUUGUAUCGCUGUAGCGAGUGUAAAAUGUUUGCCUACAAAUCCAACACGGCGGGAUGAAACGAGUAUAUCCGUUCAACCUAUUAAUUAUAAUACAUAUGAUUUUGAAGCAGCAAUAAGAGACGUAGUCAGGAAAUAUAAAGAUAACCAAAAGAAAGAAAGAAAAGAAUUGGAAAAAGAAAGGAAAAAGCUUCAAUCAAAAAUAAAGGAAUUAAGAUUAAAAUUCAACAACAUUUAUGAUAUCGACGACGAUUCUGGUGAAUCAUCAGAAAAAGAAGAAGAAAUAAGAAAUGCAGUAGAAAAAUUACGAGUCCUCCAAAGGAAUUUCGAAAUUAAACAAAAGAAAAGCCGAAGGAUAUUAGAAGAAGAAAAAAGAAAAAUACGAAACCAACAAGAAGUCAGUUUAAGACAACUGAAACAAAAUAAGGCAGUUGAACAUGAAGUAAAUUCAGUAUAUAUUCAAGUAUUGCAGGCCCAGCUUGAUGAAGAAAUUAAAAGAAUGGAUCAAGCUUCGCAAUGGUUAAGUUAUAUACAUUUCCCAUGGGCAGCCAUCGCUCAGCACAACGUUGAGGCGAGAAAAAUUCAAUUGAAGUCCGUUUCUAAUUCAUUACCAGCUUGGAUAAAUGGAGCCAGCUCUGUAGCUGUGAAUGUUGUUGCACCUUCUGCCCAUGUACCUAGCUAUAUACCCGCUGAUGCAGUUGUGCCCUCUGCCAAUGUACCCGGUUCUAUAUCCACUGAUACAAGAGCAUCCUCUGCUGUUGUAUCAAGCUCUGUACCAGCUGUAUCAUCUUCGGAUGCUUCUAGCUCUACAUCCGCUAAAGCAGCUGCACCCUCUGCUGAUGCAUCAAGCCCUGCACCCACUGACGCAGCUGCGCUCUCUGCCGAUGCCUCCACCUCUAUAGUUACUGAUUCAGCUGCCUCUUCAGCUGAUGCCUCCAGUUCUGUAGCCGCUGAUUCAGAUGUACUUUCUGACGCCGACGCCUUAGUCGAUACUACAGACUCUGUGACUGAGGUUGCUGCACCCAGCGUCGAUGCCACCGACUCUGCAGUGACAGAAGUUGCUGCACCCAGCGUCGAUCUCGCCGACUCUGCUGUGACUGAGGUUGCUGCACCCAGCGUCGAUCUCGCCGACUCUGCUGUGACUGAGGUUGCUGUACCCAGCGUCGAUGCCGCCAACUCUGCUGUGAUUGGGGUUGCUGCACCCAGCGUUAAUACCGCCGACUCGGCAGUGACUGAGGUUGCUGCAUCCAGCGUCGAUGCCGCCGACUCUGCUGUGACUGAGGUUGCUGUACCUAGCGUCGAUGCCGCCGACUCUGCUGUGACUGAGGUUGCUGCACCCAGCGUCGUUGCCGCCGACUCUGCAGUGACUGAGGUUGCUUCACCCAGCGUCGAUGCCGCCGACUCUGCAGUGACUGAGGUUGCUGCAUCCAGCGUCGAUGCCGCCGACUCUGCAGUGACUGAGGUUGCUGCACCCAGCGUCGAUGCCGCCGACUCUGCAGUAACUGAGGUUGCUGCACCCAGCGUCGAUGCCGCUGACUCUGCAGUGACUGAGGUUGCUGUACUCAGCGUUAAUACCGCCGACUCUGCAGUGACUGAGGUUGCUGCACCCAGCGACGAUGUCGGCGACUCUGCUGUGACUGAGGUUGCUGCAUCCAGCGUCGAUGCCGCCGACUCUGCUGUGACUGAGGUUGCUGCACCUAGCGUCGAUGCCGCCGACUCUGCUGUGACUGAGGUUGCUGCACCUAGCGUCGAUGCCGCCGACUCUGCUGUGACUGAGGUUGCUGCACCCAGCGUCGUUACCGCCGACUCUGCAGUGACUGAGGUUUCUGCACCCAGCGUCGAUGCCGCCGACUCUGCAGUAACUGAGGUUGCUGCACCCAGCGUCGAUGCCGCUGACUCUGCAGUGACUGAGGUUGCUGUACUCAGCGUUAAUACCGCCGACUCUGCAGUGACUGAGGUUGCUGCACCCAGCGACGAUGUCGGUGACUCUGCUGUGACUGAGGUUGCUGCAUCCAGCGUCGAUGCCGCCGACUCUGCAGUGACUGAGGUUGCUGCACCCAGCGUCAACGCCGCCGACUCUGCAGUGACUGAGGUUGCUACACCCAUCGUCGAUACCGCCAACUCUGAUGUGACUGAGGUUGCUGCACCCAGCGUCGAUGCCGCCAACUCUGCUGUGAUUGGGGUUGCUGCACUCAGCGUUAAUACCGCCGACUCUGCAGUGACUGAGGUUGCUGCACCCAGCGUCGAUCUCGGCGACUCUGAUGUGACUGAAGUUGCUGCAUCCAGCGUCGAUGCCGCCGAAUCUGCAGUGACUGAGGUUGCUGCACCCAGCGUCGAUGCCGCCGACUCUGUAGUAACAGAGGUUGCUGCACCCAGCGUCGAUGCUGCAGACUCUACUGUGACUGAAGUUGUUGCACCAACUAUAGACAACGCUUCAAAUAUCAUUUAAGAAUUAUCAAUUGAAAACUGUUCGAAUGAAAGUAAAGUCUCUAUGAACGUGAUAAGUUCUAGCAAAGUUUUUGAGAAUAUUUUAGCUUGUUGAAGACAUUCAUGCAAUGCAUGGUGUAUAUAAAACUAGUUAAUGAAAUAAAUAUAAACAAUGAUUUCUA
This is a messenger RNA of Plodia interpunctella (Indianmeal moth), 2749 nucleotides long. RefSeq lists its product as uncharacterized. NCBI's taxonomy places the organism in Eukaryota, Metazoa, Arthropoda, Insecta, Lepidoptera, Pyralidae. The record is from RefSeq and is a predicted model, not a curated record. Bases 115 to 2589 code for a protein of 824 amino acids. The transcript has 2 exons.